This is a messenger RNA of Cucurbitaria berberidis CBS 394.84, 1968 nucleotides long. RefSeq names its product FAD/NAD(P)-binding domain-containing protein. The transcript has 5 exons. The record is from RefSeq and is a predicted model, not a curated record. Bases 369 to 1862 code for a protein of 497 amino acids. Gene Ontology annotation, molecular function: FAD binding; monooxygenase activity. NCBI's taxonomy places the organism in Eukaryota, Fungi, Ascomycota, Dothideomycetes, Pleosporales, Cucurbitariaceae. Gene Ontology annotation, biological process: secondary metabolite biosynthetic process.
GGACUUGGUGGGGAACCAUAGCGCAUUGGCGCACGACACUACGAUCGGAAGUUUUGGAACAGCCCUAGAACCGUUUCUCGUCAUCGAUAUCACUGUAUCGCCGAGAAAGCCAUUUACUUGAACUUCAGCCACCAAGUGUAAUCAUCAUCGCGCGGUGCAGUUCGUGCGCUUCAAAAGCAAGUCGAGAGUAACAGCCUCGAGACAGGUCGGUAAUUCGGACGUCCGAUGUCUUCGGCAAUUCGCCCUGGUACCCCAACGGAGAAGGAGAAAUGAGCGAACCUUAAGAUAGAUGCUGCAUGCGUGUGGUAUUUGACAUUGAUCUCGAGAAUACACACUCGCAACAUACACUCCUCAGCUGAUUCGCCAUUAUGCCUCACGCACUCACUUCCCGCGAUUCCACGAUGGAGGCCAAGCCACUUGGGUCUUACCCCCCAACUGGCAUUGACGUCCUCAUCGUGGGCACUGGUUUGGCUGGUCUGGUAGCUGCGCUAGAAUGCACGCGCAAAGGCCACAAUGUUCGAGUCUUGGAGAGGAAUGCAGACAUUAACACGGCUGGUGAUAUGUACUUCAUGGGGCUGAGCGCGACGCGAUUCUUGAAGCAUUGGCCCGAACUGCUGAAGGAGUACAAGAAGAUCUCCCUCCACAAUGCCUGGAUCGAGACAUUCAAGCACUCUGGCGAGGUUGUGAUUGGGCCAAAGAAGGUUGCAGACCGUCUGCGCGAUCAAGGAUUGGAUCCAGACACUCCUCCCGGCGAGUUCCAAAUGCGCCCACUCGUCUACAAGAUGUUUGUCAGUGCGGUUGAAAAGCAGGGCGUGUCUGUAGAGUUCAAUCGGAAAAUUGUUGACUACUUUGAGGAUGAGCAGACCGGAAAGGGAGGCUGUGUGGCAGAUGACGGCCAGCGCUACGAGGCAGAUGUUGUGAUUGCGGCUGACGGUGUCGGAUCAAAGAGCCAGAAGUUGGUCGGCGGACAGGUACGCGCGAGACCUUCUGGAAGGGCCAUGUGGCGUGCUGCUUUCCCCCGCGCAGAGCUAGACAAGAACCCGAAGGUGAAAGAGUUUUUCAAACUGAUGCCAGGUAAUGAAUCAAUUGUGAGGACAUGGCUAGGCCCUUCUUCAUACGCUUUAACGCUGUCUCGAGAGGAUGUAAUGGUGUGGAUCAUGAACCACGACGUUACCGGCACAGAGAAGGAGAGCUGGAACAACACCAUCGAGAAGGAGGAAGUUCUGCAAGGCAUGGAUGAGAUGCCAGGAAUGGAGACGGUAAAGUGGGCACCCAUCUUCAAGGAGCUCGUGGAUUGCACCCCACCCAACACCAUCGUCAACUUCGAACUUCUCUGGCGCAACCCUCAGCCUAGCUGGACAUCUCCUAGCGCACGUAUAAUUCAGAUCGGCGACGCUGCACACUCUUACCUCCCGGCGUCGGGCAAUGGCGCGACACAGGCUAUCGAAGAUGCAAUCUCAAUAGCCUCAUGUUUGCAGAUCGGUGGCAAAGAGAACAUCCCACAGUCUGUGCGUGUGCACAUUCGAUUCCGAUUCAUCCGGAAUUCCUGCGCCCAGAAACUCGGCUUCUCCAACGCCGAACUCCUGCAGGACACCGAUUGGGACAAGGUCAAACUCGACCCGCGCCGCGCCGCUCCUAAACUACCCAAAUGGGUUUGGUCUCACGACCCGGAAGCCUACGCUUAUGAAAAUUAUGAGAAAUCCGCAGAGAGUUUGAAGAAAGGCGUGCAUAUGCGGGAUGAGGAUGCAUUUGAGCCCAAUUAUCCUCGUGGGUACAAGUAUGAACCCUGGAGUAUUGAGCAGGUUAUGGAAGAUAUGAGGGCGGGGAAGCCUAUUGAGCUGGGCGCGGGCGACUGGGACUGAGCACUUUCUCAUUUGCUUGCUUGUGGGGCAGUAAUACAUAGUUCAGCUUGGUAGGCACUUUCUCCGAGGCGUAGCAUAGAUCGUAAGAAUGAAUGUAUGAUUCGGC